AUGGACUACGGAACGAUAUUUCAGCAGAUAGAAGAAGCCUGUGCUGAUAUGCAGGUACCAGCCACCCGCCAUGCGGGAGAACAAGUUCUUCUACAAUUUAGACAGACAUCAGGCAACUUGGCUGCAUGUCAAUACAUCUUGGGUAUGAUAGCACAAGUGAGAAGGGUUCAGAAAAUUGGAAAAAUUAGAACAUUGAUUAUGGUGGAUCAGAAGAGAUUGAGAUAG
Paraglomus occultum is the source of this 225-nucleotide messenger RNA. NCBI's taxonomy places the organism in Eukaryota, Fungi, Glomeromycota, Glomeromycetes, Paraglomerales, Paraglomeraceae. The record is from the annotation of a GenBank genome assembly.